UAUAAUAGGAAACAGCACCUUCUUUGCUUGUUCUCCAAUUCAAAAAUCAACCUAGAAGAUCCGGGAGAUUCUGGAGGAAAUCUGUCGGAUCUUGCUUUCCAAACUGUCAGAUUUUCCUAAGGAUUUCCAUCUCUUUCUUACCACCUCAUGGGUUCCCAUUUAAAAGUCACACACCCUUUGUUCUUUUCUUACAUUUCCUUCUUGUCUUCUUUCUUAUUCUUCUAUUUCCUGUUGGGCUUCCCCUUUCGGUAUAUCUGAAGCACAAUCAUGGGUAUGGCUGCAGAGGCACAGUUCCAUGUUCUGGCUGUUGAUGAUAGCCAUCUUGACAGGAAGCUGAUCGAGAUGCUCCUCAAAACUUCUUCCUAUCAUGUUACUGCAGUGGAUUCUGGUACCAAGGCUUUAGAGUUUCUGGGUGUUCAUGAAGAUGAACAGAACCAAGCAAACACACCCUCUGUUUUCCCAAAUGAUCAUCAUCAGGAUGUAGAUGUAAAUUUGAUCAUUACAGAUUACUGUAUGCCGGGAAUGACAGGCUAUGAUCUCCUUAGAAAGAUCAAGGAAUCUAAAUCUCUUAAAGAUAUACCAGUUGUGAUCAUGUCCUCAGAUAAUAUCCCAUCAAGGAUUAACAGAUGCUUGGAAGAAGGAGCAGAAGAGUUCUUUCUGAAACCAGUUCAAUUAUCUGAUGUGAGUAAGCUUAGACCACAUUUGUUGAAGGGCAUAGCCAAGGAAUCACAGCCAAACAUUGACAAUAUAAAGGCCAUGGAAGAAAGCCACUCACCUGACAGAACAAGAACAAACUAUAAUGGAUUGGAAGUGGCCUAAAGAGCAAUUUUAUGAUUUAUAGAGUAGUACUAGUAGGCAACUUGAAGAGCAUACUCAAUCUUUACUUUUCCUCUUUUUAUUGUUUUUCUAUUUUUAUUAUUUUCACUCUUUCUAAAGGGGCUCAACAGAAGUAUUGAUUGAUCAAGAGAGGAGAAAGAGCUACAUUUUUCAUAUUUAGGAUUCAUUUUUCUUUUUUCUGGUACCACAUAUUUAGGAUUUGGGGCUUAGGGGGGGUUCAAUUGUAAAUUAGUCCAAAAAUAUUAGCUCAAUUUUGACUGGUUUAAAGAAUAUUAUACAUUUUCUCUUUAUUCCAUUUUUACAAAAUGUAGUGAAACUUCAUGUUGUUGAAGAUGGGUCAGAGCUUGAAAAUUGCAUUCUGAAAGUUGCCAGGUUCAAUUUCUUGAGCCUGCGAGUCAUGUCUUCAAAAUUAUUAAAUGACCAUGAGAGAGGAUGAAAUGACACACAUGGGAUAUGAAUUUGUUGCUAUUCUGAGAUU
Alnus glutinosa is the source of this 1315-nucleotide messenger RNA. RefSeq names its product two-component response regulator ORR9-like. The transcript is spliced from 5 exons. Bases 268 to 819 code for a protein of 183 amino acids. NCBI's taxonomy places the organism in Eukaryota, Viridiplantae, Streptophyta, Magnoliopsida, Fagales, Betulaceae. The record is from RefSeq and is a predicted model, not a curated record. Gene Ontology annotation, biological process: phosphorelay signal transduction system; cytokinin-activated signaling pathway.